AUGCUGGACAGCCCACCAUCAAUCAAUCCUGCACACCCUCCAGGCACCUUUCCUGCCUCCCCUGGGUGUUUGCCAGGGAAUCCAGCUUAUCCUCCUGGUAAUGCUUUUGGCCCUGGGCUGCAGACAGGAUACCCAGGCUGCCCACCCCCAGAUCCCUGCCCACCUCCAGGUCACUACCCACCUCCUGGCCCUUGUGUGCCUCCUGGGGUAAUGGGACCAGGUAUGGUGAUAGAUAAGAAGAUGAGGAAGAAGAUGAAGAAGGCAUGCAAGAAAAUGCAUGAACAUCACAAACAUUGCAAGCAUUCUUCUUUGUCCUCCUCUUCCAGCAGUGACUUUGAGUGA
Trichosurus vulpecula (common brushtail) is the source of this 342-nucleotide messenger RNA. Its product is annotated as proline-rich protein 13-like. The record is from RefSeq and is a predicted model, not a curated record. The coding region runs from base 1 to 342 and encodes 113 amino acids. Gene Ontology annotation, cellular component: nucleoplasm. Lineage: Eukaryota; Metazoa; Chordata; Mammalia; Diprotodontia; Phalangeridae. The transcript has a single exon.